ACAAAUCCAGCUCUUUACUGAAGACAACAAGAACAGCUAGCUACUGAAUCCCACGAGUUCGAGUUUAUCUAGCUACUAAGCCCAACGAGUUCAACUAAAAUACAUAUCCACCGCGCACACCUACAUAACCAGUACAAGACGAGACUGAAGGCGACAUGUAGCUGCCGUCGAGAGGGGGCGCACGGGUGAUGUGGUCAGUGUAUGUGCUGGGUGAUGCUGCAAGUGUACGCACGAGCGGCGCAGAAACCGUACAUGCGGGCGGGGCAGCAAGCGUGCUCCCUGGCAACGCUGCAGGGAUACAUGCGCACAACGCGCAAGCACCAUGCCCCCGACAACGCCGCGAAGGACCGCCUAUUAACAGCCUUCGCAAGCGCAGAGGGCGGGCUGCGAGAUGCGUCGUCCACAACAUCCCGCGUCGUCCGUGAUGUCCCAGCUUGUCCGCAGCAUACCAGCCCCGUCCUCGACGUCCCAUUCCGUCGCCCCCGCCCCCUUUCGCCGCCGCCGCCGCCUCUCGUCAACGCACCGCCCUCGCCUCGACAUCUCAACUCGCCGCCGCCACUGCCGUCUUCUCAUAUCCCGGCCGCCGCCCCAAGGGUGGCAACCUGCACCUCUGCGGGUGGAGCGCGAGCGCGACAAGGCGGAUGUGGAGGGCUUUGACGGCGGUGUCAAAGGCGUUGAGGGCGGCAAGUAGGAGCGUCGAGGGGGUCGCCAAGAAGUGCGGGGCUGCACUCGUGCAUCGGCGUGAUCGUCGGCGGCGUUGAGGAGGUCCUCAUCGACGUCCCGCGCGUUCUCAACGUCAGCACAGAAGAAGACGGGCA
Messenger RNA from Schizophyllum commune H4-8, 818 nucleotides. RefSeq lists its product as uncharacterized. The record is from RefSeq and is a predicted model, not a curated record. Bases 301 to 657 code for a protein of 118 amino acids. The transcript is spliced from 3 exons. NCBI's taxonomy places the organism in Eukaryota, Fungi, Basidiomycota, Agaricomycetes, Agaricales, Schizophyllaceae.